GAGCUAGAGAACACAACUACUUUCCUCUAAUAUGGAUGGUUUUGUCUAUAACCUUCCGGGCGCAAACCCUAAUAACCAAGCUCCGCUGGUAAACUUGUCUGCCACGUCAGACGAGUCGAGCCGGAGUGCAGAGGAUGAUGAGAAGAAACAGAGAAGGAAAGCAUCGAACCGCGAGUCAGCUCGAAGAUCGCGUAUGCGGAAAAGGCGACACAUGAACGAGCUUUGGUCCAUGCUUGUUAAUCUCAUCAACAAGAACAAAUGCCUGGUCGAUGAGCUAAGCCGAGCCAAUGAGGGCUACGAGAAUGUUGAUGAAGAGAACAAGAAACUUCGAGAAGAAAAUUCCAAGUUGAGGAAGAUGACUGGUGAGAUAGGUUUCUAAUGUAGAGUGCGGUCUCUUUUUGAUCGACCAAUACAAAAUAUUUCGUAACCAAACCUAUGAAAUAAUCAAAUGCUUUCUUUACUAAAGGUGACUAAUAAAUAUAUUUGGCAAAUUUCC
Eruca vesicaria subsp. sativa (arugula) is the source of this 496-nucleotide messenger RNA. NCBI's taxonomy places the organism in Eukaryota, Viridiplantae, Streptophyta, Magnoliopsida, Brassicales, Brassicaceae. The record is from the annotation of a GenBank genome assembly.